AUGCGCUUCUCCACCACCGCCGGCCUUGCCCUCGCCCUUCUGCUCGGCACCGUUGCCGCUGCACCCAUCGCAGUGGAGAGCGACGAAUUCCACCUCGACUACAUCUACACACAAAAGAAGGACGCCAUCAAGAGAGCCGACGAGCCGGCUGGGGAUAUCCAUCUCGACUACAUCUAUACCCAGAAGAAGGAUCAGAAACGAGACGAGCCGAUCCACCUCGAUUACAUUUAUACGCAGAACAAGGACCAGAAGCGUGAUGAGCCGCUGCACCCUGACUACAUCUACACGCAGAAGAAGGAUCAGAAGCGGGGAAAUCGUCUUGUAGACGUCAUUAUUGCUGAGGGCGGCCCAGGAAACUAA
Messenger RNA from Lasiodiplodia theobromae, 360 nucleotides. RefSeq names its product putative zinc finger and scan domain-containing protein 18. NCBI's taxonomy places the organism in Eukaryota, Fungi, Ascomycota, Dothideomycetes, Botryosphaeriales, Botryosphaeriaceae. The record is from RefSeq and is a predicted model, not a curated record. The transcript has a single exon. The coding region runs from base 1 to 360 and encodes 119 amino acids.